AUGUCAGCCAUCUCACGGCAAGCCAAGGGCCUGGUCGUUGUCACCGGUGCCAAUGGAUUCAUAGCCGGACAGGUCAUCCUAUCUCUUCUGUCGUCGGGUUACGCUGUCAGAGGCACGAUUAGGUCUCUCGAACGCUGUCAGCAUUUGCAGUCUGCCGAAUCUCCCUUUCACCCGUAUGUGUUGCAAGGCCUUUUCUCGUUGGCCGAGGUCCCCGACCUCACUUCACCGACCCAGGUUGCGGCUGCUUUUACAGAUGCCACAGCCGUGGCACACCUCGCCCAGCCUGUCUUAUUCAGUACCGAUGCUGACUACGUCAUCGGAACUGCUGUUCGAGGAACUCAGAUUGCACUAGAAGCAGCCGCGCAGAUCAAAUCGGUCAAGAGCUUUGUCUUAAUGAGCUCCGUCUCUGCUGUCCGCAUGCUACUUUCGAACCCAGCCCCUCCGGGUCACGUUAUUACCGCGGAUGAAUGGGAUGAUGCUGAUUUCAAAAUCAAGACUUUGCAAGCGGAGGGAAAGCCUUUGCCAGGGCCACUGGUAUACGCUGCAAGCAAAGCUGCCGGCGAACGCGCCUUGUGGGAGUUUGUGAAAUUGAACAAACCCGGAUUUGCAACUACUGCCAUCAACCCCGUCUUUGUUGCUGGGCCUUCAGCAGUGCCUCCACGGACAGCCGCCGACAUCUCUGGUACAACCAAGUUUAUCUUCGAUCUGCUGGCAGGCAAGGACUUGCCGCCGCCCGAAAGGCUCGUCGGCUACGGCGCAUAUGUAGACGUGCGAGACGUUGCUCGUCUGGUGUCGUUUGCAAUUGGGCACUCCGAAGUGGCAGAUGGUCAUAGAUUCCUGGCUGUAAGCAGCUGGGUCCACCCUCAAGGCGUGGUCGAUGUCUUGCGAAAAGCGUACCCCGAUAGACAUCAUAUCAUCCAGGAGGGCACACCAGGUGAAGGAUAUAUGAACGGAUUUGGAUUCCCCCACAGCGCUCCAAAAUUCGACACUGAGACAGCUGUUAAAGCGAGUGGGGAGGGAUGGAUUCCUUUCGAGGAUACAAUCCUAGCUGCAGCGCAGGCUUACAAAAAUCUACUCUGA
Molecule: messenger RNA, 1080 nt
Organism: Diaporthe amygdali
Lineage: Eukaryota; Fungi; Ascomycota; Sordariomycetes; Diaporthales; Diaporthaceae
Exons: 1
Coding region: 1-1080 (359 amino acids)
Molecular function (GO): oxidoreductase activity, acting on the CH-OH group of donors, NAD or NADP as acceptor
Source: RefSeq, a predicted model, not a curated record